UUUACCCGUUUACGACGUUUCAUCGCGCGCAAAGAGAGACGGUUGGGUAGGUGGACACGGCGGCACGCUAUUCACACGCAUCAGAAUGUCGUUCGUCAGCGGUACCACCGACACCGAGGCGGCACAAAAGUUCCUCGAGGUGCUGCAGAACGAUUUUCGCAAUCUAUCGCUCGAGACGAAGAAAAAAUUUCCCCAGAUCAAAGAGUCAUGCGAGGAAGCGAUCCUGAAACUAAAAUCGGCUGGCGCUAAUCCGCAAACACCUGUCUACUAUGUGGUCAACCAGAUCCUGUACCCGCUGGUACAGGGAUGCGAGUCGAAGGAUUUAAAAAUCAUCAAAUUUUGCCUCGGCAUGAUGCAGCGGCUCAUCACACAACAGGUUGUGGACCAGAAGGGUGCGCGCUACAUCACCGAUACCCUCUGGAUGCUGAUGGAAAAUGGGACGGAAGAGGUGAAGGUACUGCAAAGUGUCACUCUUCUGCUCACCACAAACACGGUUGUGCAUGGUGAAACGCUAGCAAAAACAUUAGUCCUAUGCUUUCGACUGCACUUCACGAAGGACUCGACAACGAUCAACACGGCCGGUGCGACCGUGCGCCAGCUCGUCUCGCUUGUGUUUGAGCGUGUGGUUGCCGAGGAAGCGGAAGCCGAUGCUAAUCAGGACGAACGACGGGAGGUAAACCUGGAGGAACUGAAACUAGCGACAGGGGUUGCUCCGAAGGGGCUGCUUCCUUGUGCGGCCGAUGCGUUUCUACUGUUCCAGGAUCUGGUACAACUCGUUAACGCUGACCAACCGUACUGGCUGCUGGGCAUGACAGAGAUGACCCGCACAUUCGGGCUAGAAUUGCUCGAAUCUGUCCUCACGCAGUAUACGUCUGUGUUUUACAGAAAUCCAGAAUUCAGCUUUCUUCUGAAAGAACGCGUCUGUGCGCUGGUAAUAAAACUCUUCUCGCCAAACAUCAAAUAUCGUACCAUCGCUCCACAGGCCGGUGUAGGUGGAGCAGGCGUACAACCAGGCGGUGGAGCGCCACACGACAAACCGUACUUCCCCAUCAGCAUGCGACUGUUGCGUGUAGUGUCGAUACUGAUCCAGAAGUAUCACAGUCUGCUGGUAACGGAAUGUGAAAUCUUCCUAUCGCUCAUCGUGAAGUUCCUGGACCCGGACAAACCGGCAUGGCAGAGAUCACUGGCACUGGAGGUGCUGCACAAGAUGACCAUCCAACCGGAGCUGCUCAUCUCGUUCUGCCGGUGUUACGAUCUUAAGGAUCAUGCGACAAACAUCUUCCAAGACAUCAUUAACUCGCUCGGAACGUAUGUGCAGAGUUUGUUCGUUAAUCCGCAGCUGCUCAGUGCGUCGAUAGGAACCGGCGGUGUCGGGGGAAGCGGUAGUAGUGGCAGUGGAGGUGGUGGAAGUGGCAGUGGGGUCGGAGGAACAUCUGGACAGCAGUCGCAGCUAAUGGGUGGAAUGCCGGUCGGGCCGGGAAUUUCUCCACAGCCAGGUUUCAUUUUUCGUGGUGUGUUUCUGCCACUCGUGGUAACAUUUCCAAGCGGUCAAUCGAAAUCUACUUUUCUCGAGAUGCUGGACAAGAUGGAACCACCGCCCAUCCCGGAUGGGUAUGGAAUAUCGGUGGCGUACGCUUGCCUGCUCGACAUCGUACGCUCCAUUUCACUGUCCAUACAGGGUCCGUCACAGCUUGGGGAGGAAAAUCCGGCCCCGUACAUGCAGCGCGUCAGCGAAGCCGACAAGGCACUGCACAUUCAACUGAUACACUCAAGCUGGCUGGGGCUACUGACGGCGCUGGGUCCACUGAUUGAUGCCGCGACGGACGAAUCCUCCACGGAGAGUGUGCUGAAGGCUAUCCAAAACUAUGCGGCUUUGUGUGGCCUGCUAGAGCUGCACACUCCGCGGGAUGCCUUCAUUACGGCGCUCUGCCGUGCCUCGCUACCGCCACAUUACGCACUGUCGGUGCUGAACGUAAACUAUCAAGGUAACGCGUUCAAAUCCCACAUGCGGCUGGGAAGUCAGGAUAUGACGGGAGCGAGUAUUGGCUAUCACGGAGGUACGUACGCGGACAUCGAUCAGCAGCAGCAACAACGGCACCCAGUGGUGGCCGUUGGUACGCCGCUCCCAACGUCCUCACUACCCGUCGGUGCCCACCAGGGUCCGGUACUGUUGACGGCCAAAAAUCUACAGUGCAUGCGGUCGGUGUUACAUUUGGCACACUGCCACGGUAGCAUACUGGGCAGCUCGUGGCAUAUUGUGCUUACCACCCUGCAGCAUUUGGCGUGGAUCCUCGGAUUGAAACCUUCCACCGGUGGUAGUCUGCAGGCCGUUCAGAAGCCUCCGACCGACGCGAACUCGAUCACCCAGGUGAUGACCGAUCUGCCGGUUCUGUCGACAAUGCUGAGCCAGCUGUUCGAAUCAAGCCAAUAUCUGGAUGAUGUGGCACUGCACCAUCUGAUCGAUGCACUGUGCAAGCUGUCACACGAAGCAAUGGAACUGGCGUACAAUAAUCGCGAACCGUCACUGUUUGCUGUUGCGAAAUUGCUGGAAACCGGACUCGUCAAUUUGUCCCGUAUCGAGGUUCUGUGGCGCCCAUUAACGAACCACCUGCUGGAAAUCUGUCAACAUCCACAUAUUCGAAUGCGCGAAUGGGGCGUAGAAGCGAUAACGUAUCUGGUCAAGGCAGCUCUACAGUACAAGUACGAACGACCGUUAAAGGAGAAUCUGAAGCUGCAAACGUUACUGCUAGGACCACUAUCGGAACUAUCGUCGGUUCCGCAUGGUGAUGUGCGCCAGCGUCAGCUUGACUGUGUGUUGCUCGUCCUGAAUGGGGCAGGAGAAACACUGUCGCAUGGUUGGCCGCUAGUGCUCGGUAUCAUCGGUGCCGUUAGUGACCAUCACGGCGAAUCUUUGAUCCGUAUCGCAUUUCAAUGUUUGCAGCUAGUUGUGACGGAUUUUCUACCCGUCAUGCCCUGGCGUUGUCUCCCGUUGUGCGUCAACACAGCGGCAAAGUUUGGUUCACAAACGCAGGAGCUCAACAUUUCACUGACCGCUGUUGGGCUGAUGUGGAACAUUUCAGAUUACUUCAAUCAAAAUCAGGAGAAACUGUCACAGACCGUAUGCGACGAUAUGUCGGUGUUGCCGGACUUUCCAGGAACGUUAAACAUGCCCCACUUCGACCGACUGUGGAUGUGUUUGUACGCACGGUUGGGUGAUCUGUGUGUGGAUCCGCGUCCAGCCGUAAGGAAAUCUGCCGGUCAAACGCUUUUUUCUACCAUUUCUGCACAUGGUGCAUUGUUAAAUCCACCGACCUGGCAGGCUGUCCUGUGGCAGGUGCUGUUCCCGCUGCUGGAUAAGGUACGGGCACUUUCUAGCUGUGCCAGCAACGAAAAGGUCGACACCAGCGGAAACAUACUGAUUCAUCACUCACGUAACACGGCCCAAAAGCAGUGGGCCGAAACACAGGUCCUCACACUAUCUGGCGUUUCGAGGGUAUUCAAUACGAAACGGGCGCUGCUACAGAUGUUGGGUGAUUUUCCUCGUGCUUGGGCGCUCCUGUUGGAAUUUAUAGAAAAUUCUGCACUCAGUAAAAGCAACGAAGUGUCACUAGCGGCGUUAAAAUCAUUUCAAGAAAUAUUGUACAACCGUCCGACAAUACCAUCUGUUGGUGGUGGUGGUGGUGGACCGAUGUCCUCCUCUACGGGUGUCGCAGAUGAUGCCGGUGCAGUACGAGGUACUGCGCCAGCCGCCGUUGAAGCCGACAUUUGGAAUGUAGCGUGGCGUGUUUGGUUAAAUAUCGGUGCCGAAAGCACCAAACCUCCGGUGCUCGGUGAUCUUGCCGCCGAUAAGGGUAACAAUGGAGGUGGCAGUAGCAGCAACGGCACCAGUGAGGAUCUAUACAUCCCCAGUCAGGCAUUUUUGACCGCCCUCGUACACAUCUUUCCGGCACUGUUUCAGCAUAUAAGGGCGCGUUUUAACAGCAAAGAUUUAACGCAACUCUGUGCUGUGCUAAUGAACGCUGUAGCCGUCCCCGUGCACAGCGAUUCGACGCCUUACAUUAUGUCCACUAUUUCGGAUUCGUUGUUGACGCCGCUACAUGACGGUGUGCUGGACUGCAUGGAAUUGCUGCAGAAGGAAGCCAUCCAUGGCGGUGGAGGUGGCAGUGGUAUAAAAAAUAUGAUAUCGGCCAUUUUUAAGCAAUUGUUAAGUUUCAGCAAAUUUGCCUGUGCUCCUCCGAGUUUCGACCGCAUUGAAACAAGGCCUCUUAAAUCGUCAAGAAGCGGGAGCGGUGCUGGCACCAACACCGGUAACAACACCACUGGCGGUCUCAUUCAUCCCGUUUCGUCCUCAUCCAACGCAAAUGGCGUCGAAUGGGUUAGCAUGAACUACAUUCCGUUUGGUGAGAAAGCACUAACCGUGGCAGUAAAGCUUUACCAGCAGACCGCCAACGAUGUGGCGGUGAUUGAAGGACAGAUAUUGCACGAAAUUAUCAAAGCGCUGCAUCUUCCACUGUCACUAAAGUAUAAGUGCAUGUCCUCGAGCACAUGGAAGCUGGCAAUUUCUAGCCUGAUCAGUGUUUUGCAUACCGGGUUACCAGUGGCACGAAAACACCCGAAACAGUUUGCCUCUAUGUGGAAAGAUUUAGCCGAUACGUUGGAUCAGUUUUUAUUUACAAAAAGCAUUUGCAUCGUCGAGGAUCGAGGUUUAGACGAGCUCAUCUUGGAUGAAACAAUCGAUUGUCAGGUGAUCGAGCUGAUACGCGAUGAAAUUCUCCCAUACAGCCAAGAGAUUCCUCAACAGUUCAUCCUGGACGCGGUGGUAAUUUUAAACAAGGGUUCCAUUCACUCGGCUACAACCGGCAGCACACCGUUUGCCGGGUGCGAAACAGAGCUUAAGCUGCGCGAAGAGUUUGCCAAGACGUGCUUCGAAACGUUGCUUCAGUUUUCCCUGCUGGACGAUCGUGUCGGGACAGCGGCAGCCAGUGCGGUAGACGAGAAGGAAACCAAUAUGGCCAACAAUAAUUCCACCCUGUGCGAUGGGCAGGGUAGUAAAACGUCUGAGGGUGGUAUUGCAGGACAACUAGCGAUAACGGCACUGCUGCAUCGGUUUGAGGAAGUUCUCAGAAAAUUCAACGAAGACGAACGGUUGAGUGGCAAAUUUCCCUUACCAAGGUAUCGUCUAUCGGAAAUUUCUUUCGUGCUGAAAGCUGUUGCAACACUUGUGAUAUCCAUGAAAAAAGCACCCCCAGCUAAAGUCGGUACUACCGCGUGGGAGCAGCUUAUCAGUCUUUAUCCCUAUCUGGUCGACUGUACGACUACCAGCUCCGCAGAAGUAUCUCGCUCUCUUCGUGAGGCGUUGCUGCAAUAUUGUGAUUUGCUGCGACCUCCGUGCACCGCUACCGCUGCACUGGAUGCAAACGGUCACACUGGAUCAGGACACAGCGGAGGUACCGGGGUUGCUAACAACAAUGAGAUCGUCAAUACAAACGGUAUCAGCCACUGUUAGCUGAUGUCUAACACCUCGUCCAGUUUCUUCUUCCUCGUGUGGUACGAUUCGGGUUUGUUGAUGAAGUUGCUGGUCUAGGUUUGCGAUU
Messenger RNA from Anopheles maculipalpis, 5594 nucleotides. RefSeq names its product protein MON2 homolog (gene mon2). The record is from RefSeq and is a predicted model, not a curated record. NCBI's taxonomy places the organism in Eukaryota, Metazoa, Arthropoda, Insecta, Diptera, Culicidae. Bases 86 to 5506 code for a protein of 1806 amino acids. The transcript has 8 exons.